Molecule: messenger RNA, 10432 nt
Organism: Conger conger (European conger)
Lineage: Eukaryota; Metazoa; Chordata; Actinopteri; Anguilliformes; Congridae
Gene: ralgapa1
Product: Ral GTPase activating protein catalytic subunit alpha 1
Exons: 40
Coding region: 271-7740 (2489 amino acids)
Biological process (GO): regulation of small GTPase mediated signal transduction; positive regulation of GTPase activity
Cellular component (GO): nucleus; cytoplasm
Molecular function (GO): GTPase activator activity
Source: RefSeq, a predicted model, not a curated record
UGGGAGAGGUGUGUUGAGUGCCGUCCUGGGCAGAUAGCUACGUUUCAGAUGUGAUUUUCUGCAAAAUGCACACCUCUCCGAGCGUUUUAUUUAUUUAUUUUCAUUUUAUUAUAUACAGAGGCCUGUGAAUUCGUACAACUUCUAAUGUUAACGGACCCAGACCUGUAGCGAGUAAGCUAGUUAGCUAGCUAGCUAUAAUUCAUAUUGAAGAUUAGCUAGCUAACAAGGCAAGGGUUUGCGCCCUCCUCUGAAAUCCUUCUCGCUUUCGGAAUGUUUUCAAAAAAGCCUCAUGGGGACGUCAAAAAAUCAACACAGAAAGUGUUGGAUCCAAAAAAAGAUGUGUUCACCCGCCUGAAACAUCUGCGGAUUGUGAUAGAGAAUGCUGAGUCGGUUGACCUGAAGCAUUUCUUCGACCAGAACUACUCCCAUAUCUACUAUGUGUUCUUUGAAAAUUUUGUUACAAUCGAAGUCAGCCUGAAACAGAAAGGUCACAAAUCGCAAAGGGAAGAGCUGGACUCCAUUCUUUUUAUAUUCGAGAAAAUAUUACAGCUUCUGCCGGAGAGAAUACAUGGGAGAUGGCAGUUCCACAGCAUUGGGCUAAUCCUGAAGAAGCUGCUCCACACUGGAAACUCCUUAAAGAUUCGGCGGGAAGGCGUGCGUCUCUUCCUCUUGUGGAUGCAGGCUUUGCAGACCAACUGUCUCCGCGAGCAGCUUUGGAUCUUCGCCUGCCUGAUCCCCGGGUUCCCCGCCCCGCAAUCGGAACACGGUCCCCGCACCUUGGACAACCUGGUCAACCCUCCACUCAGCCUCCAAGAGGCGCAAGUCACUCCAGAGGAAAUCAGCCCUCUGGUUCCCCCUCAGUCCGGGGACAAAGGCCAGGAAGACCUCACUGGCUAUUUCUUAGAAGCACUUUUGAAAUACAUGGUAAACCAGGCGAAGAGUCUGGAAUGGAAAUGCAAGGAAAAUCACGAAAAGGGCUUUGCUUUCCUGUUUGGAAACUUCAAGAAGUAUUACCUUCCCCAUAUCUUUCCCAACUUUUCCAAGGAGACCAGUUUGUACAGUCCCCUACUGGAGGUUCCCCACAUGAGACCAAAGCCUCAUUACGUCGUCGUAAAGAGAGACGCAGAGACCAAUGAGCCCAUCUAUUGCACUAAGGAGAUGUUCCUGAACGCCCGCGUCAUCUUCAUCCGCUGGCUGGUGUCCUUCUGGCUGGAGUCACGCUCCAACACGGGGACCCACAUCCCCGGGGUGGACGGAGAGAACGUGCCAAAGAACAUCCAGAAAGCGGCGGCGGGGCUGGCCGCCCGUGAGGAGGGGGGCCCGCGGCCUGAGGCCCUGGACGGGGGCGCAGAACCCGAACAGUCGCACUCCAACACCAGCACGCUGACGGAGAGGGAGCCCAGCUCCUCCAGUCUCUGCAGCGUGGACGAGGAGCACCUCACCGACAUCGAGGUGGUGCGCAAGGUCUUCUGCUGCUCCAGGACCAACGUCAACUUCAUCACUGAGGUCUUCCGCCAGGCCUUCCUGCUGCCCAUCUGCGAGGCGGCCGCCAUGCGCAAGGUGGUGCGGGUCUACCAGGAGUGGAUCUCGCAGGAGGACAAGCCGGUCUUCAUGAGGGAGCCCGAGGAGGAGCGCCUAUUCUCCGCCUCUGCUGCCGCCCACCUGGACCCCGUCACCGAGCACGUGCCCGAGAAAGGGAAGGAGGAGCAGAACGCAGAUGACACAUCUGGCCCUGCCAGAAGCCCCAGCUGGAACCGGACCGCCUCCUACCAGGGUGCCCUCAGCAAAAUGGGGGAGAACGAGUUGCUGGAGUACAGUGUGCAUGCAGGCGUACAGGCCACUCUGCAGGUUUUCAUCACCAACUCCUGCAAUGUGUUCCUGCUGGAGCCGGCCAACGAUGUGAAGUUCCUCUUGGAGGGGCACAUCGACAUGUGCAAGCGGGUCCUGAACAUUUACCGGAGCCUGGUCAUGCACGAAACCAUGGACCAGAAAACAUGGGAGCAGAUCCUGCUGGUGCUCCUCAGGGUGACAGACUGUGUGAUGAAGAGGCCGCCCUCCAUCAUGCCUCCCGGGAAGAAGACCAUGACUCUCUCUGGGAGACUGGCUGGGGCUGUCUUUCAGACCCUGAUCGUGGCUUGGAUCAAAGGGAACCUGAACGUGUCCAUCUCCCGGGAGCUGUGGGACGACCUGCUGCUGGUGCUCUCCUCCCUCACCUGCUGGGAGGAGCUGGUCACGGAGUGGUCCCUCACCAUGGAGACCCUCACCAAGGUGCUGGCGCGGAACCUGUACAGCCUGGACCUGAACGAGCUGCCCCUGGACAAGCUCAGCGAGCAGAAGCAGAAGAAGCACAAGGGCAAAGGGGUAGCUCACGAGUGCCAGAAGCUGUCGGUGGACAGGUCUUUCUCCAAAGGUUGGAGCCGAGACCAGCCGGCCCAGGCUCCUAUGAGGCAGCGCAGCGCCACCACAGCCGGCUCCCCGGGCAUCGAGAAGGCCAGGAGCAUCGUCCGCCAGAAGACCGUGGAUUUGGAGGACCCCCCGCCGGCGGCCCGUGGCCCCCGCACCCGCCACUUCUCCCAGAGCGAGGAGACGCCCCCCUGUGAGGUGUUCUCCGUGUCCGGCGAGGAGCAACCCCUCCCCCGCAGCAGCAGCACGUCCGACAUCAUGGAGCCCUUCAUCGCCGAGCGGGUCAAAGGUGCACUUCCUGUCCUCGACAGUCCGUCCCCCGUUCCCCCCUGCCAGCCCGGCCCCCCCAGCCCCCUCGUGAUGGGGGCCGAAGGCAGCAGGGCCUCCUCCCUGGAGGUGGGGGAUAGCAUCUAUGACCACCUGUGCCAGAUGGUAGGGCCCCGCUCCCAGUCCCCCGCUCCCCCCCUGCCCCCCGCCCCCCCCCUGCCGCCCGACGGGGAGGAGGGCGAGGAGGACGACCUGCUGUCCUCCCUCAAGGAGUACCUGAGGCACAGGGCGGAGGAGUGGAUGGAGGAGGAGGGCUCCCCGGCAGACAGGCCGCAGGCCGGGGAGGGGGGCAGCGCUGACUCCGCCGAUGAGGACAGCUUGCCCGAGCAGAGCUUCUACGAGUGCUUGGAGCAGGAGGAGCGCUGGCCCUCGCGGGGGGGCUGGGUGGAGGACGGGGAGGGCUCUCCGCAAGCGCGGGAAGCGGGCGAGGGCCAGGGCGAGCCGGUCUCUGCAGGCAGGGACUCCUCCGCCCCCCUCCCCUCGGCCGCCCCCCAGCAGGACCCCCGCGCCCAGGCCGGCAGCCCCCGGCCCCAUGCCGGCCUCAGGCCCCGGCUGGCCCGCGGCAAGAAGCGGCACGGCGGCGUGCACGUCAGCUUCCGCCCCUCCACCGAGUCAGUGCAGUUCCACAACCCCCUCGACUCCAAGGAGGCGCACUGGAAAACCAGGCUGCGCAAGCUCAGCCACUUUAGCAGCAGCAGCCACCCCUCGGGGGGUGCCGAGCAGCCCCAGAAGGCCCGGGACGGUGCGGCUGAGGGGCCCUGCGGGGACCCAGCGGAGAGGGAGGCCCCGGCCCGCAGCCGGCUGGUCCGCGGCUCCAUCCGGCCCCGGUCCCGCUCCCGCUCGCAGGAGUCGGGGUGCAGUCACUCGCAGCAGCAGCAGGGGGCGCUGGGCGGGGUGUAUAAAUCUGUCGUACAUGCUCUCUCCAAGCCCAAGGCUCACGUGUCCCCGCAGCGGCAGAGCAAAGUGGCAGCCGAGGCACCCCUGAGGGAGCUGUACACUCAUGUAAUGGGCUAUUUUGGAAGGAAAGCACCAGCCAAUAAAGAAGACCUGAGCCAAAAGAUGCGGCCCGUGUCCGGAGACGCGUGCAACAGCAACCCCAACAUCAGCGACCCCAUGGACGAGUUCAUCCAGGAGCGGCUGAGGGCCAGGGGCACAUCUCAGGGCAUGACCCGCCGGGGCAGCAGUCCCGGGAGCCUGGAGAUACCCAAAGACCUGCCCGACCUGCUGACCCGGCAGAACGCCAUGCGGCCCAUCGACGACCCGGGCGUGCCCUCGGAGUGGACGUCGCCGGCCAGCGCCAGCAGCAGUGAUGUCAUCAGCUCCGACAGCCACUCGGACUCCUUCAGCGCCUUCCAGGCCGACAGCUGCAAGUUUGAAAAUUUCCACUUUGGGCCAGAGGUGUGUGCGGGGGGCUCUCUGGAGCUGGAUGGGUGUUCGGUACAGCAGCAGAGCGCUGAGGAGCAGGAGCUGGCCAGCCUGACCACCCUACACAUCGACUCUGAGACCAGCAGCCUGAGCCAGCAGGCCCUGUCUGCUGAUACCGUCACCAUUACAGGUUCGGAGAGCGCCUCCCCUGUUCACUCCCUGGGGGGGUCCCGGUCCCAGACCCCCUCCCCUGCCACCCUCAACGCGGAGAACAUGGAGCACAAGGACCUGCAGCUGGACGAGAAACUUCACCAUUCUGUCCUGCAGACUCCUGAUGACCUGGAAACCAGCGAGUUUCCCACGGAGGACUGCAGUGUGAUGGCCGGGGGCUCUCUCACCGGCUGGCACGCCGACGUCGCCACAGUGAUGUGGAGGAGGAUGCUGGGCAUUCUGGGAGAUGUGAACUCCAUCAAAGACCCGGAGAUCCACGCGCAGGUCUUCGACUACCUGUGUGAGCUGUGGCAGAACCUGGCCAAGAUCAGAGACAACCUGGGAAUAUCGCUGGACAACCAGACGUCCCCUCGGCCCCCCGCCCUGAUCCCACCGCUGCGCAUCCUGACUCCCUGGCUCUUCAGAGCCACCAUGCUGACGGAGAGGUACAAGCAGGGCAAGCUGCACGCCUACAAGCUCAUCUGUAAGAUCAUGAAGAGGCGGCAGGAUGUGUCGCCCAACUCCGACUUCCUCACUCACUUCUACAACAUCAUGCACUGCGGCCUGCUGCACCUCGACCAGGACAUCGUCAACACGAUCAUCAAGCACUGCUCUCCGCGCUUCUUCUCCAUCGGGUUGCCGGGGGCGACCAUGCUCAUCCUGGACUUCAUUGUGGCGGCCAGCAGAGUGACAGCCUGCUCAUCCCUCAACGCCCCCAGAGUGGAGGCCCAGAUCCUGCUGGGGUCUCUGGUGUGCUUCCCAAACCUAUACGAGGAGCUCCCCGCUCUGCACCCCACCACGGCCGACGUGGUGAUGACCAAGUUCAAGGACGUCAAGGAGCACAUCGUGAAGCACAUCCUGAGCUCAGCCCGAGAAGAACCUUCUGCCCCAGCUCGGUGUGUAGCUCUCUGCAGCCUGGGCAUCUGGCUUUGCGAGGAGCUGAUGCACAACACACGGCACCCGCAGAUCAAAGAGGCCCUCAACGUCAUCUGUGUCACUCUGAAGUUUCCAAAUAAAACGGUUGCACUGGUUGCUUCAGAUAUUUUGCACUUGCUCAUAAACUAUGUGGAGGUCCUGCAGACGUUCCCACCUGACACGCCCAAGAAAAUAGUUGAGAUUCUAAUUGCAACUAUUACUCACCUGCUCCCUACCACAGAGUCAUCACCUCAUGAACUAGAUAAAAGGCUGGUGGUGUCGUUACUGCUGUGCCUGCUGGAUUGGGUCAUGGCCCUGCCCCCCAAAACCCUGCUGCAGCCAGUGCACACCCUGGGGUCUGACAAAGACAAGGGCGACAAGUCCGUCCUCAGCUGCAUCUACAAGGUGCUCCACGGGUGUGUGUACGGGGCCCAGAAUUUCAGCAACUCCCGGUAUUUCCCCGUCAACCUGUCGGACCUGGCCAGCACGGAGUACGACCCCUUCCUCCCCCUGGACAGCCUGAAGGAGCCAGAGCCUCUGCACUCUCCCGACUCGGAGCGCUCCUCCAAACUGCAGCCCGUCACCGAGGUGAAGAGCCGAAUUCAGCACGGCCUGGUCUCCAUCGCCGCCCGCACCGUGAUCACCCACCUGGUCAACCACUUGGGGCACUACCCCAUGAGCGGGGGGCCCGCCAUGCUCACCAGCCAGAUCUGCGAGAACCACGACAACCCCUACUGCGACUGCGCCGACCUCUCCCCCGAGCUCUUCGACAGCCCCAACCUGCAGUUCUUCGCCCUCAACGGCACCACCCUGCUGUCCAGCCUGCAGAUCCGGGCCGAGGACAACGUCCCGGGCGGGGGCAUGUCUGCCGGCCUCACCACCACCAGCUCGGGCGUGCGCGUCAUCGUGCGCGACAUCUCGGGGAAGUACUCCUGGGACUCCGCCAUCCUGUACGGGCCUCCGCACUGCGCCCAGCCCUCCCGGCCCCUGGGGCUCCUGGUGCCGCCCCAGGGGCCCCAGCAGCCCCCGCCCUCCGAGGAGGACAGGGAUGGGUUUCAGGAGGAUGAGGAGGAGGAGGAGGAGGAUGACGAGGAGCUGGAGAACGAGGAUGAGGAAGAUGAAGAGCAGGAGGAAGAACACGUGGAGGCGGUGGUGGCGGAGGAGGAAGAGGAAGCGCAGAGGGUGGAGGAGGACAAUGAGGAGGAGGAGGAGGAGGAUGAGUCCACGCUGGAGUUCAUGGCCCCCCUGGCCAAGCGGCGGUGCCGGGAGGUGGUGCCCUCGUGGGACUCCGUGCGGGACGAGGAGGACGCCCUGGACGAGAUGCUCCAGUACCUGGGCGUCACCAGCCCCGAGUGCCUCCAGCGGGCCGGGGCUCCCCUCAACAUCCCCGCCCCGCCGCCGUCCUGCGUCUCCGAGAAGCAGGAGAACGACGUCAUCAACGCCAUCCUCAAGCAGUUCACCGAGGAGAAGGACUUCGCCGAGCGCCGCAACAACGACAUCCACAUGAGGGCCGUGGAGCAGGACGAGCCCGGGCCCCAGAAGCCCCAGUCCGCCUUCUACUACUGCCGGCUCCUCCUCAACAUCCUGGGCAUGAACUCCUGGGAGAAGAGGAGCAAUUUCCACCUCCUGAAGAAGAACGAGAAACUCUUGAGGGAGCUGAAGAAUCUGGACUCAAGGCAGUGUCGGGAGACGCACAAGAUCGCUGUCUUUUACGUGGCAGAGGGACAAGAGGACAAGCACUCCAUCCUGUCCAACACCCGGGGCAGCCACGCCUACGAGGACUUUGUGUCGGGCCUGGGAUGGGAGGUGAACCUGACCAGCCACUGCGGCUUCAUGGGCGGACUGCAGAGGAACCGCAGCACAGGACUCACCACCCCCUACUUCGCCACCUCCACCGUGGAGGUCAUGUUCCACGUCUCCACGCGCAUGCCCCCCGACUCCGACGACUCCCUCACCAAGAAGCUAAGGCACCUGGGAAACGACGAGGUGCACAUCGUUUGGUCGGAGCACUCCCGGGACUACAGGCGGGGGAUCAUCCCCACGGAGUUCGGAGACGUGCUCAUCAUCAUUUACCCCGUCAAGAACCAUAUGUACAGCAUCCAGAUCCUCAAGAAGCCAGAGGUUCCGUUCUUCGGACCCCUGUUCGACGGCGCCAUCGUGGAUGAAAAGAUCCUGCCCGCCCUGGUGCGAGCCACAGCCAUCAACGCCAGCCGGGCUCUGAAGUCCCUCAUCCCGCUCUACCAGAACUUCUAUGAAGAAAGAGCCCGGUACUUGGAAACCAUUGUCCAGCACCACCUAGAACCAACCACGUUUGAGGACUAUGCUGCCCAGGUCUUCUGCCCAGCCCCUUUCAAUCACCUGCCCUCAGAAGCAGGCUCAUGCCCCGAGAGUCAGCCGGGCGAAAGUCCAGCGGCUCAGGUAGACGGGAGCGACUUAGCCUCGCCCAUGUCCCCUCGUGCUAGCAAGAGCCGCAUGUCCAUGAAGCUCCGCCGCUCCUCCGGUUCUGCCAACAAAACCUGACCGCCACAGCCCGACCGCGACACGGCCCGCAGCCAGGACAGUGCCCGCCUCAACACCCAUCCCCUCAAACAGUGCCUGCCUCAACACCCAUCCCCUCAAACUGUGCCCGCCUCAACACCCAUCCCCUCAAACUGUGCCCACCUCAACACCCACCCCCUCAAACUGUGCCCACCUCAACACCCAUCCCCUCAAACUGUGCCCGCCUCAACACCCAUCCCCUCAAACUGUGCCCGCCUCAACACCCAUCCCCUCAAACUGUGCCCGCCUCAACACCCAUCCCCUCAAACUCUGCCCACCUCAACACCAACCCCCUCAACUCCCACCCCCUCAAACUGUGCCCACCUCAACACCCACCCUGACCCCCUCAAGCAGUGCCCGCCGCAACCCCCACACCCCGUAUCCUCAAACAGCGCCCACUUCAACACCCACCCCCAUCCCCUCAAACAGUGCCCACCUCAACACCCACCCCCCUCCACCCCUUAAACAGUGCCCACCUCAACACCCACCCCCCUCCACCCCUCAAACAGUGCCCACCUCAACACCCACCCCCCUCCACCCCUCGAACAGUGCCCACCUCAACACCCACCCCCCUCCACCCCUCAAGCAGUGCCCACCUCAUCCCCCACCCGCCUCGACCUCAAGCCCCCUGAGCUGGACCCUUCUUCCACCACUGCCCUAGAGAGGGACCUCUUCCACACAUAUAGACAGAUGUAUAAAGAGAGAAAAGUAUGUAUAUUCAAAGUAUAUAUUCAAAGUACAUAAUUGUUUGUGUACAAAAAGGAAAACCCGACAGAAGUGUGUAUUUUUGAUGUGCGUCUGGUGCAUGAGAAGCAGCCAGCGUGUUAAUUUACUUUUCUUUUUUUUACUGAAAUAAGACUUGCGUCAUCUGCUGUGUUAUUUUAGCUGUUGCCACUAUGAAAAAAAAAAAAGAAAAAACAAAAAGGUAACAAGUUCCCCUCUUCUCCACACCACUAUAAUGCCAGUGAUUGUAAGAGAAACACAUUUAUUUAAGUGUACCUUUUUUGUUCAGUUACUGCAUACUCCAUACAAUAUUUUUUUGAUAUUUGUACAGUAGUCUAUAAUGGAGAAAUAAACCUUUAUUAAAGGGCUGGGUCAAAGAGAGCAAAUGUCAGUUUGGCAAAAUCAAAUUUAAGCUAUGAAAUAUGACUCCCAUAUCUGUGAAGUGUAAAUUUUUUGGUUAAGUCAAAGCACUUGCUCAUGUUACAUUUUGGAUUUGAUACACUAAAUGAUCAAUAUGGUUGUUUUAUCCCAGAAUGACAUUCACUACUGUUUUGUUUUCUCGUUUAUUAUGAAGAUUGUAAAAUCUGUUUUGAACUUCUGAUGCAGAAUGUUACUGAUUUUGUCUAUGUAAAAUGUGUAAUAUUGAAACUACCCCUUCACACUCAUAAUGGUUAUAUAUAAAAAUGUAUAUGUAUAGUGGAUGAACCGUAUCUGGUCUGUGUAUAUAUUUUACAAUAUUUAUAUCUGCCAAAAAAAAAAAACGAUAAAAAAAAAAAAAACUUUAAUUGACCUCAAGCCACGUAGAACAACAACCCAAGGUGAAAUAAAGCUCUCUUACUUGCGUUUGAUUUUCGAGGGCGCUUACUUUGGGGAAAACGCUCGAACCAGCCCCUGUGAAGUCCACACGAUGCAGGAAAUCACGCGCGGCCGCGAAGGCCUUCAUUUAAGACCGAUCACAGCAGAGGUGGAACCGAACUUUCACAAUGGGAUGAUGCCCUGAACUUGAUACCCUCUUCUACAAAAUACCCUCCUCUCCGAAUGUUGGUAUUGUGGGAAAAUACUCCUCUACCUGAAAGAAAGACGUGUAUCAUUGCCCUUUACACUACAUAAUUAUGUCAAACCAGACUGAUAGACUGAUCAGCUGAUGGUACUGUCUGGACGGGGUAGGACGCUGCGUACACCGCCUGUCCUGACUUUUCUCCGCGAGUGGACGGAAGGAGCUGUCAGAUCCACUUGUUUUCAAACGGCGCCGUUGCACCAUUUGCCAACUUUGUGUACCAUACGUGUAGCACUGCUUUUUAUUGUUUUGAUUAACGACACGAUUUGUUGCCGUUUUAUUUUUAUUAUUGAUUACGUAUAUUCACAUUCAGCAAUAGGUUCUCUGUUAGAGAGGAAAGGGAUUGCAAAAGGUCUUUUUUGACCCACUCAUUUUUUUUUUUACUUCGAAUAUUUGCCACUGUUUCAAUGGUUGUUUCUUGAAUCUCAUUUGUUUUUCAAAAUGUUUUUUGUUUUGUUAUUAGCACAUUUUUGAGGUUGUGAAAGCUCCGUUGCAGUUAAAUAUGUUUUGCUCUUCAAAUAACUUGAGGUGAUUUAGAAAAUGUCUUUUAGUUCAGAUGUGAGGUGAACCAAGGAGAAAGCACGAUUUGGUGGCAGUUGAAGAAUAUGCCGCAUCCUAUGGGUUGAUUUGUCCAAAUUAAAUGUGUGUGCUGCAUUCCAGUCUCUGAAAUAUGUGCACAUAGUAAAAAGAAAAUCCCUUGCUCAUCAGCAGUUGUAUGCUACUACUGACCAAAUGCAGCAUGGCGCCAGUACUAACUGCAUGUGUUGAUAUAAAAGAGCUACAAACCACACAAAUAUAGUCUUGUCAAACUUGUAGUAUCUAUACAUUUGUAAUGGCUGUAAAGCAAGGAAAAUGGAUGUGCAAUUAAAUUUGACAAUAAAAGUAUUCUUAUCA